AUGUCCUGCUACAGUGGUUUCGAUGAUGGAUCUUUUGGAUUUAAUGAAUCCGUGUCAUCCACGGAUAGUGGCUUCGAGAAGAGCUAUGAGUCAUCUGAUUUCCCCCCAGGAUACAAACUCAACUACUCAGGAUGUGAUUUAAUACAGAUUCCUGAAGAUCCUGUAACAUCCCAGUUGGGAAUUGCAGAAACGAAAAUGGAGGAUUUUGUGCCAGUUUUGGGCACUUCGACGCCUGUUAAGCAAAGUUCGGCACCAGCUGUAAAGCCCAAGAGGAAAUAUGCCGUCGGGAAGAAUCGUGUCACGAGAUCCCGGAGUCCAACACAAAUCCUCAGGAUAAAGCGACAUCGAAGAAUGAAGGCUAAUGAUCGGGAGAGGAAUAGGAUGCAUACACUGAAUGAAGCUCUGGAACGACUUCGUCUGGCUCUACCCACAUUCCCAGAAGAUACCAAACUCACAAAGAUCGAGACACUCCGUUUCGCCCACAAUUACAUCUUUUCCCUGGAGCAGCUGCUGGAAAAUGAUGGAGUUGUAAAUUUUGACUUGGAAAAGCUCCAAAGCAUCACUUUGAGUGGUGAGAGGAUCACCAAAGAACUCUUCGAUGCUCUUUUCAUCCGGAAUGUCUCUCCUCAUGCUUUUACCACUUCAGCGGCAGGAUUCACUUCCAUGGACUUCUACCAUAGUAUGCAGCAAUACAGUGUGACCCUGAAUAAUCCUCAUCCACCGCAGGAAGCAGGAUUCUCCAAACAGAAUUACGAUAUCUUUAGAAAUGCCUUCCAUAAUGCAGCCAGAGGUCAUCCGCAACUUUCCAGCUAUGAUUACCUUCAACAAAAUCCUGGGUAUCCCAUGACGAAUAUCGGAGAGGGCUUACCUCAAGGAGAGAGGAACUACCACCAGAACAGUAGCUUCUACAAUCAAACACCUCCGUGGCGGGAAUGUAAUGAACUCCCCAUAGUGGAUCCCAUUCAAUAUUGUGAGAGAUUCUAA
Molecule: messenger RNA, 984 nt
Organism: Phlebotomus papatasi
Lineage: Eukaryota; Metazoa; Arthropoda; Insecta; Diptera; Psychodidae
Gene: tap
Product: basic helix-loop-helix neural transcription factor TAP
Exons: 1
Coding region: 1-984 (327 amino acids)
Molecular function (GO): protein dimerization activity
Source: RefSeq, a predicted model, not a curated record